Messenger RNA from Pyrus x bretschneideri (Chinese white pear), 728 nucleotides. Its product is annotated as probable LRR receptor-like serine/threonine-protein kinase At1g53440. Bases 61 to 495 code for a protein of 144 amino acids. NCBI's taxonomy places the organism in Eukaryota, Viridiplantae, Streptophyta, Magnoliopsida, Rosales, Rosaceae. The record is from RefSeq and is a predicted model, not a curated record. The transcript is spliced from 2 exons.
UGUGCAGAGGAUAUAUAGCACCAGAAUAUGCAUUAUGGAGUUAUUUAAGUGACAAAGCAGAUGUUUACAGUUUUGGGGUCGUUGCAUUGGAACUCUUAUCUGGAAAAAAACAACAUCGAAUAUCGUCCAAAUGAGAAUUUUGUAUGCCUUCUUGAUUGGGCCCUUGUUUUACAACAUAAUGGAAAUCUGAUGGAGCUUGUGGAUCGAAAGUUGGGGUCUGAGUUCAAUAAGGAAGAGGCAAUGAGAAUGAUAAAGGUAGCUCUACUAUGCGCCAAUCCAUCACCGGCACUACGACCUAUAAUGUCCGCAGUAGUGAGCAUGCUUGAAGGCCAAACUCUUGUUCACGAGGUGAAGAUAAACCCGAGUAUUUAUGGUGACGAGAUGAGGUUUAGGGACUUCACAGAGGACCCUGAUACUACUACUGAAGAGAGCACGCAAAGUUUAUUUUAUUCAUCCGAUGCAAAAUGGACCGCCUCUACCUCAUCGUCUGUCUAGGAUAUGUAUGCUGUUGAUCGUGAUUCUCAAAGGUAAAUUAGGACGAGUGUGGCCCGGUGCUCCGCCAUUGAAGGCAGGUGCUCAUACCAAAAUGAAAGCACAACUUCACUAGAGACUACACGGCUAUUACAAGCUUGUACAAUAAAAAGAGGGUGACAUCAAAUACACGAUGGUUUUUAUUACUGUAAAUCCUCAAUUGUGUUUGCUUAAUAGAUUGAUGUUUCUUCUUUUUC